Molecule: messenger RNA, 1467 nt
Organism: Panonychus citri (citrus red mite)
Lineage: Eukaryota; Metazoa; Arthropoda; Arachnida; Trombidiformes; Tetranychidae
Exons: 2
Coding region: 450-1211 (253 amino acids)
Source: RefSeq, a predicted model, not a curated record
UGCUUCUAAUUUAUUGGCUUAUUUUGUUGUUUUACUUUAUCAAGUAUUGGGAGAAAGUGAUUUGCUAUUGGUAAGCAAAUUGUUGGAAAAUUUUUCGCUGAUUUGAUUGACAUCUUUGGGAGUUCAUGUUAACUCAAUUCAUUGAUUUUCUUAUUCUAUAAGUUAAUUUGACAGAAUUUUUUCCCACUUUCUUCACUGAUUUCCUUUCUUCCUCUUUUCCUAUUGAUUUUUGAGCAACAAUAUUCGUCGAUCAAAUCAAUGGUUAAGAGAAUCACUAAUCAGAAAUCGACGACAAUUUUGGACAUGAAGAUUGUGUAAAUUGUACUGUGAUCAAUGACUUCGAUUAAAAUGUCUCCUCGAAACAAACACGAGCAACAUUGACCUGAUUUCGUCCAUCAAUUGAUUCAAACUUCCGUCCGUUACCAUUGGAGUUUCCCUAAUCCAAAUCAAUGGGUUCAUUUGAUUUAACUCGUGAUCGAAUCAGACCAAUCAAUACAUUGGAACCUUUAAUUCACCAAGAAACUGAACUUUUAACAUUUUCACCGAUAAUCGGUCAACCCCAACGAAGUCCAUUGAUCAAGAAAAACCUGAGGCGAUACAAGAAACAUUCCCAAUUCCAAAGACGAAGUGGAACAUUUUUAACGCUAAAAUAUGGAUUCGUUGUUUUCGUCAUCGCCUCGAGCGUUGCCACUCUCUGUGAUAUUGAUAAUCUAACAACUGAUCUAUUUUCCGAAUUGCAAACCAAUCAAACCCAAGGAUCAAACAAUUUAACCCUCGAUUCUAACAUGACAAUCUACUCACCGAUAAUCAAUAAACCAACAAUCAGUCCAAUCACCAAUUUAACACAACCUUUAAUUGAACCAGUUAACCAAAUGGUUCCGAUCAUUUUACUUCCGGGUAACAUGAGUGUCUCAACGAGUUAUCGGGAUUACGUUCACCACAAGAUGAAAGUACCUUUGUAUGUGUACAUGGCCGUGUCCAUCGGAGUCCUAUUUAUGGCCAUAUUUGGACGGACGAUGGAAAUUUUUUUCAUUCCCUUCGGGUUCGGGAUUUUCAUGCUGAUUGAAAUCGGAAUCAUGUUCGGAUUGUGUUUCAAAGAAACGGAAUUUGGCCUUGGAUAUUCAUCGCAACUUUGGAUAAUUUAUAUUCUUCAUGUGAUUUUUUCAUUCUCAUAUUCAUUAAUUAUCUUAAUUAUGCAUCAACAUCUUUGAUCAACGAUCAAUUCAAUUACAAUUUAAGAUCUCAAUCAGAUUAGAAAUCAAUUUAUCACAACAAUCAAUAUGCAUUUAGAGUUAAUUGUUUACUUGCUAAUCUUUUUUCUCGCUCAAAUUAAUCAUUAGUAAACAUUAAAGCCUUUCAAUUGUAACAAUCAACAAGAUUUAAGUUAAUCAACUUGUUAAUUGUAUAAGAUCAAAUCAAUUAAUUAUCCAAUUUUCGCAAUAAACUAAAAUUUGAUUUCUUUGUAUU